GCGGGAUUUAGGGGGCAGGCCUUCGUAAAGGUGCGGAAUGGAGUGAUGGUUCUGGUUUCAGGCAGCUGGAGCUCUCCUGGCGUCUCCUGGAGCCAUGUCCAGCGCCAAACAGCAAGUGUUCGUUGAAAAAGUGUUGAAGAGACUAUAUCCAUCUGUUUCAAAUCAGCAACUUCAGACUACAACAGAGACUUCUUCCUCAAAACCAGAACUAGAACCAAGUAAAGAUCAGCCUUCAGCAGAUGAUGAAAACAAGAUCCAACCCAAGAAAAAAAUAUAUACAGUAAGCCCACCUCCUGAUGGAUAUGUUCCACAUUCUCCAGAAUUCACUGAUACCAGAAAAUCAGAAAAAUCGAGUAGCACUGAUGACUCAGAAGAAGAGAAUCCUCAAGAGCCACCAAAGAGGAGGAGAAGAAGAAGAAGAAGAAAGCAGAAACCAAAAAACAUUCUGCAAAGUGCCCAUAAUAUCCAUGUAGAACAAACAGAAUUUGAGAAGAAUGAGAGCCGUUUACAAGAAAAAUUACAGCCACAGCAUACAGAUGGUCCACAAAUAAGCAAAAAUAAAAAAAGGAAACUGAAAAAAAAACAACAAAAAGAGAGGAAAAGAGCAGCUGGCCUGCUAACAAGAGCCACUGCCAUCACUUUUACCUACCAACCUGAGAGCAACAGUGAAGAAGAAGAUUUUAAAGAUACCGAGGAAAAAGCAGAUGGCAUCCUAGACUUCUUGAAGGCAACACAAGAAAUUUAUUUCUCUGACAGUAAUAUUAAAUCUUCUGGUUCAGUUGCUUGUUUGGAAACUAUCCAGGAGGUUUUUAAACAUCUUGAGUUUCAUCACAUAGCUUCCUCAGAUAUUAUACUUUUGCACCAGAUGAAAACUCUGGUACUUUUACAAGAUAUCGAGAGAUUGAAGAGUGCUUUGGAACAAUUCAAAGAACAGUGCAUGAUGCCUCCUGAUCAUGCAAGAGAAAUUGCAACUCUCUUUCAUUAUUGGAUUACUGAUAUCCUUCCAAUAAGGAACCAGGAAAUAAGGUCCGGAGGCUCAUCUACAAAGAGUUAAAAUUUAAUAAUAGGGAAAAGCCUGAAAGAAGAAAUAUGAAAUGUCUGAGAACUCUAUUGAAGUUGCCAAAAUAGGCUUUAAAAAGAAAAAAGUUCUAUAUUUUUAGUGUUAAUCAAAUACUGUAAAUUGGUAAGGUGUGUCUGUUAGUUUGCUUGUACAACGUAAAUACUAAGUCUGACCUAAGACUUUAAAUGUUAAAAUCAGGAUAUUAGAAUUGAAAUGUUAUUUAUACAUUUAAUUUUUUCAAAGUAUAGAUCUUCAAUUAACAUUGAGAUUCUUUUUUUUUUGUUUGUUUGCUAUAAACAAAACAUAAAAGUAUAUAUUCUUUGUGGAAUCAAAUCAAUUAUUGUCUUGAAGCUACAAUAAAUUUUGUAAAUGUCAAAAUCA
Messenger RNA from Antechinus flavipes (yellow-footed antechinus), 1441 nucleotides. RefSeq names its product glutamate rich 1 (gene ERICH1). The transcript is spliced from 6 exons. Bases 95 to 1054 code for a protein of 319 amino acids. NCBI's taxonomy places the organism in Eukaryota, Metazoa, Chordata, Mammalia, Dasyuromorphia, Dasyuridae. The record is from RefSeq and is a predicted model, not a curated record.